Messenger RNA from Lachancea sp. 'fantastica', 711 nucleotides. The record is from the annotation of a GenBank genome assembly. Lineage: Eukaryota; Fungi; Ascomycota; Saccharomycetes; Saccharomycetales; Saccharomycetaceae.
AUGUUUAGAGCACUUCUAAGAACCAAUCUGAGAGCAUAUUCGACACCAGCGAAAAAAUUCGUUGUAAGACAACCUCAGAAGUCUCGAAAUUGGCUACUAUGGGCGACUUUUGGCACAAGUUUUGGACUCGGAUGGUUUGUCACACAGCAUAUGACAUUUGCAGAUGUAGUGGCCAAAUACAUGUACGAUGAUGUUCCUGAGAAUGACGAGGGUCUCAUGAAAUAUAAAGCACAGUUGCAGAGCCGGCUGGAACAUUUGAACGUUGUUAAGCAAUUGAAGCAAGUGGGAUACACGGAAGUUUUCUCCGAAAGACAAAAGACCAAUACACUGAUAGACCGAACUUUGAGAGUACCGGGAGGCAUUGCUAUAUCGCCUCGGUUUUUCUACAACCCGGAAACUAAGCAAACAGUUGGCAUAUAUCACUUGGGAAUGAAACUCACAGGAUAUCCAUUUUUGGUGCAUGGCGGGGUUCUGGCCACAGUAAUGGAGGAUUUGAUGCGAGAAUCAGUCACUUUUGCAAAGGGUGCACGCUCUGAGAAAACCCAAGAUCUCACACUCAAUUACAAGUUCCCAACUUUUGCCAACCAAUUUGUGAUAGUACGAGUCACCAAAGUGGAGGAAAAUGGCAAGAACUUGAAACUACACGCAGAGCUCAUGGAUCAGAGUGGUGACCGUACUUUGGUUAAGGGGACCGGUCGGUUCUCGACUUGA